CCAAUAAGAGCGGCAGCUGGGGGCUCAGGCGGUCUCUUUGUUGCGGUUCCGCUCAUUCGGGCUCUGCACUCGGCCGGUGUCCUUGUCGUGUCCUUCUCUCCUCUCCCUGCCUCUUGUCCCCUUCUCUCCCUCUUCCUCCUCUCUGUCUGCAACAGAUCCGUGACCAUGUCCAUCUUGAAGAUCCAAGCCCGUGAAAUUUUUGAUUCGCGUGGUAACCCCACUGUGGAAGUGGACUUGUACACUGGAAAAGGGCUGUUCAGAGCUGCUGUUCCCAGUGGUGCCUCUACUGGCAUUUAUGAAGCACUAGAACUUCGAGAUGGUGACAAGACGCGAUUUUUGGGCAAAGGGGUUACAAAAGCUGUUGAUAACAUCAAUACAUUAAUUGCACCUCAGCUGAUUAAGCAGCACGUUAAUGUCAUCGAGCAAGAGAAAAUUGACAAGCUGAUGUUGGCAAUGGAUGGCACUGAAAACAAAUCUAAAUUUGGUGCCAAUGCCAUUCUGGGUGUUUCAUUGGCUGUGUGCAAGGCUGGUGCUGCAGAGAAAGGGGUCCCCCUAUAUCGUCACAUUUCUCAUCUUGCGGGCAAUACACAGGUUAUCCUGCCUGUUCCAGCUUUCAAUGUGAUCAAUGGUGGAUCUCAUGCUGGCAACAAGUUAGCCAUGCAGGAGUUCAUGAUCCUGCCAAUCGGUGCUGCCAGCUUCAGGGAAGCGAUGCGCAUUGGUGCUGAGGUGUACCACAACUUGAAGAAUGUCAUCAAGGACAAGUAUGGGAGGGAUGCGAUCAAUGUUGGUGAUGAGGGUGGAUUUGCACCAAAUAUCUUGGAAAACAAGGAGGCUUUAGAACUGUUGAAGGUCGCCAUCGAUAAAGCAGGCUACUCUGACAAGGUUGUGAUUGGUAUGGAUAUAGCAGCCUCGGAAUUCUUUCGUGAUGGGAAAUACGAUUUGGAUUUCAAAUCCCCACCUAAUCCCAACCGUUAUGUUACUCAUGACAAGCUGAUUGAACUUUACCUGAGUUUCUCGAAAAAUUAUCCUGUUGUCUCUAUUGAGGAUCCUUUUGACCAAGAUGAUUGGGCUGCCUGGACACAAUUUACAGGUCAAGCAAAGAUCCAAGUGGUUGGUGAUGACUUGCUUGUGACAAACCCUACUCGCAUUGCGAAAGCAAUCGAGGAGAAAGCCUGCAACUGCCUGCUGCUCAAAGUGAACCAGAUUGGCACCGUCACAGAGUCCAUUGAAGCAUGCAAACUGGCCCAGUCGAAUGGAUGGGGUGUAAUGGUGAGCCAUCGUUCUGGCGAGACUGAAGACACUUUCAUUGCUGAUCUGGUUGUUGGGCUUUGCACUGGACAGAUCAAGACUGGGGCCCCUUGCAGGUCGGAACGGCUGGCGAAGUAUAACCAGUUAAUGAGAAUUGAAGAGGAGCUCGGGCAGACGGCUUGUUUUGCUGGCAGAAGUUUCCAGAACCCUCUUGCCAAAUAAACCAGGCAACAUGUUUUCUGUCAACAAUCCAAUGUUUAGAGCAGCUUUUACUUUGUUCCUUCUGUACCAGCAAAAUUGCCAUUUUGUUUUUGUACUGUCAUUGUUGCAGAAUGACUGUUCUAGUAGAGGGAAGGGAAAUGUGUCAAGAUUUUUGAUGUAUUCCUUUCUCUAGAAAAAAAAAUAAAUGCAAGGCUUGAACCAU
Molecule: messenger RNA, 1672 nt
Organism: Carcharodon carcharias (great white shark)
Lineage: Eukaryota; Metazoa; Chordata; Chondrichthyes; Lamniformes; Lamnidae
Gene: eno1a
Product: enolase 1a, (alpha)
Exons: 12
Coding region: 166-1470 (434 amino acids)
Biological process (GO): glycolytic process
Cellular component (GO): phosphopyruvate hydratase complex
Molecular function (GO): phosphopyruvate hydratase activity; magnesium ion binding
Source: RefSeq, a predicted model, not a curated record